Closterium sp. NIES-65 is the source of this 261-nucleotide messenger RNA. Lineage: Eukaryota; Viridiplantae; Streptophyta; Zygnematophyceae; Desmidiales; Closteriaceae. The record is from the annotation of a GenBank genome assembly.
AUGGAGCCGGCGGCGAGGCCGCGGGCGUUGGAGGAGCUAGCGGGUGUGGUGGAGGCGGCGGUGGAGGCGGCGGAGGGGGUGGGGGUGGCGGUGGGGGUGGUGGCGGGGGUGGAGGUGUCGGUGGCGGCAGUGGAGGCGGAGGCGGCGGCGGUGGCGGUGGGAGCGGAGGUGGCGGGGGUGGCGGCGGUGGAGGAGGCGGUGGCGGAGGAGGUGGAGCUGGUCGGGGUGGCGCUGCGCCGAGGCGCUGCUUUGGCCGCCUGA